AUGGCAGCAGGCGUCGUGCUGCGCAACGCCGAGCUCGUCCGCGUCAUCGCCAGCUACGAGGCCGGUGUCUACGCCGACGUCCGCGCCUGCUUGCGCUGCGUGCAUGAAGCCAGCUGCAGCCUGCUGCGCCCUUCGGCCUUCCGCCACCCGUGGCUUCUGCGCCUCGUGCCCUUCUACGACGCGCUCGACCAGCAACUGGCCGCGUUCGCUGCCGCCUUUGCGCCAUGGCUCGCACAGUGGGGCGUUCGCCGCCUACAUCGCCUUGUAGCAUGCGACGACAACAUGCGCUUUGUCCUGCUGACGCAUGCCGUGGCCGUGAACGACGAGGUGCUCUUGGCGUCCAUCCUCGCGUCGCCGGCGAUGUGCCCGACCGACACACUGCCGUUCACACACGCAAUCGAGCUCGGCGCUUGGAAGGGCCACGUCAAAGUCGUACAGAUGCUCUUGUUGCGUAAGGACCACCGCUGUACUGCCUCUGCGCUGGACUUGGCGGCGCGGGCCGGUCACUUGCCAAUGGUCCAGAGUCUCCACACGCGCGGGUAUGAGGCCACGCGCCGAGCCAUGGACGACGCAGCGACCCGCGGCCACAUCAAAAUCGUACGCUUCCUCCACGACGUGCGCCGCGAGGGCUGCUCGACGGACGCCAUGGACGGCGCGGCCGCCAACGGUCACUUGAACGUCGUGGCCUUUCUGCACGACCACCGCCGCGAAAGCUGCACGGUACGCGCGAUGGACGAGGCAGCCGCCAACGGUCACUUGACCGUCGUCGACUUCUUGCACCGGUUCCGCCACGAGGGGUGCUCGACGCGCGCGAUCGACGGAGCGAGCUUCCACGGACAUUUGGACGUCGUCCGGUUCCUCUUGACGCACCGGCGCGAAGGCGGCUCGCGCGAAGCGAUCAUCGGCGCGCAGCAGCGCCACCACAGUGCCAUCGUCGCACUACUUAGCGCAGCUACGUUGACAAUGUGA
Molecule: messenger RNA, 969 nt
Organism: Saprolegnia diclina VS20
Lineage: Eukaryota; Oomycota; Saprolegniomycetes; Saprolegniales; Saprolegniaceae
Exons: 1
Coding region: 1-969 (322 amino acids)
Molecular function (GO): protein binding
Source: RefSeq, a predicted model, not a curated record